GGUCCGGGUGCCACUGAAAGAGACCAGGCGGCCAGCAGCUGGUCGUCGGCCCAGAUUUGAACCUCCGAAGAAGACGAGUUGUGUUGUCCCUGUUCUCUUAAACCUGGUAGGUAAUGGAUAAUCCAGGCCAUAGCAUAUUUGGUGGGAUGAGCUUACACUUAGAGGGUAUUAGGACAUCUGAUCUAGAUGGUGAAGAAGAGGAAGAACAAAAUUUGAGAGAGGAGGAAGAGGAAAAUAAGAGAAGGGAGGAAGAACUCAAAGAAAAGUUGGCUGGGGCUUUUGAUGAUCUUGAAGAGGAUGAAUCUUAUGCAAAUCAGAUUAGCCAUUAUUCCACAUCCUCUAAUCAACUUCAAGGAAAUUCCAUUCAGGAGGAGGGUAGUUCAGAGAGACGCCCAGAAGUAUCUUACGUUCAUGACGAUGUGAACAGCCAGAGAAGCUUUGAAAAUUCUCACGGUAGUAUAAACGAAUAUGAUCAUGUAGAUCCUUAUGCAAGUGAGGGGCUGCAGAACCAGUCUCUUGGGGAUCAUGCCACAAUUCUUCCCACUGCUUUUAGCAGUAGCCAGAGGGGUGUUCCCACAUGGGGCAAUGACAGUCAAGAUGAUCCAAACCAGUAUAACCCCUUUGUAGCCCAUGAGACUGAUGGAGACUUUCAUAUUUUGUCAGAGUAUCAACACCCACAAGAAGACAAUUUUGAAAUUAAUAGGAACAUGGAUUAUAAUGAUGAAGGGCCAUCAUAUGAAGCUACUGAAGCUUACAAUGCAGAUGAUUACAAAUCUAGCAUUACUGAGAAUGAGAGUGCUAAGGAAAUACUAAGAAAUCAAUAUAAGGACGUAGACACAGCAUACGAUCAGCUGAAACUUUUGUAUGAAGCCAGGGGUAGAGAAAUUGAUAAACUAACUUCAGAAUUUUCAAAGUUAAAGUUUGAAAGUAGUCGUAAUACUCGGGUGUUACAGCAUCAGCUCAAUCUCCUAAAAUCUGACAGUGAAAGCAAAGCUGCCAAUAUAAAUCAACUUCAAAUUCUCCUGACAAAAAAGGAUGAAAGAAUAAAAAACUUAAUAAGUGAUUUUAAUGAAGUUCAUGAUAAAUUUAAAAGUGCUCAAGAUGAAAAUAGCAAACUUCACUUUGAACUUGAAACAGCAGAAUCUACUAUUUCUAGUUUAGAAUGCCAAAUCUCUGAACUAAAAGCUGCUGACAGCCUCACGAGAAAUCAGCAGAUACAUGACAAUUUUGUUCGGAAACUUCAGCAAGGUAGUAAGGAAGAAAAGGACUUAUUAAUGACUAAACUGCAGGAAGCUCAGAGAGAAAUUGAGACAUAUCAGCAAGAGAUUAAAAGACUAAGAGAUGAAUUGAAGAAUUUGAGAGCAACCUACGAUGAUGCACUUAUACAAAAAUCAGAGACUGUAACAAAACUUACUUUGACCAUUGAAAAUGUAAGAAAACAGUAUGAAGAUCUGCUGCAGGCUCACGAUAGCAAGCAACUCUUAGAACUGCAGUUAAAAAUUAAGGAUCUUGAAUCUAACAAACAUCGUUUAGAAAGUAAAGUUUGCUCUCUAGAACAGGAUUUGGCAAAAUCCAAAGAGGAGCUUGAAGAAUUUGACACGUCGAUGAAGAUAGCACUUUUUAGUAAAAUAGCACCAGUAGAGGAGUCUCUGGAACAGUUAGGUAUUAAAAGAAAACUGAACUAUGAUGACGCUCAGACUGAGGAUACAAGAAAGGGUGACAAGUUAACUGAAACUCAGGACAAAUUUAAAUUACAAGAUGAAUUGAAAAAAAGUUUGUUAAUUAAUAAGGUUAAACGAGAUAAAAUAAGAACACUGAAGGAAGAGAACGCUCUCUCACAAUUACUGGUUAGGAAAGCUGAAAGUGAUCUUAAGGAUGCCCACAUUGAAAUAAACGAACUACGUGGAAACUUGAUGAAGCUUAAGUUGGAGCAUGCUGAAUGCCAGCUACAGGAUGGUAAUAAGACAGCUGAUAAUAACAAUAAUGCAAAAGCUGUACAGGCUGAAAAUAUAUCUCUUCGACAGGAAUUAACUCUUUUACACAACUCUUAUAGAAAAUUAAAAUACUCUUUGAAGGAGUUAAAUGAUCUGAUUCACCAUUUGAAAAGUGACCUAUCUAAUAUGAAUUCAGAAAAUGACUGUGUUACUUUAAAUACUAUGUUUGACAAAUGGCUACAGGAAGUAGAGUUGGGUAAGAAUUUUAUUACAGAUACAGAGCAGUUCCAGAAAGCAAUAGCUCAGGUUAGAGAAGAUAACCAUAAAUUGUAUGAAAGACAAGUUUUGUGGGAGAAGAGAAUGAAUGACAUGCAAAUCAUAUUAAAGGUUUCAGAAAAGAUGAUUGUCAGUGCGAUUAAUGAUCAAGGAAGAGGUAAUGAGUAUAACCAUGCUUGCAAUACCCUUCAGAAGCUUCUGGAAGAUCUACAACAACUAAUGAAGAAUGUACAAGAGGAAAAUUCUGGUGUGUACAAUGAGAAUAUGAACCUACGGGAUCAACUGACCAAUUGUCAUUUGGAGUUGGAACACUUAAAAGAGAAGGUUGACAGUAUCAAAGAGCAAAAUAAGGUGCUGGAGGAAGAAAUGACAGUUUUAUCAAAGAAAAAGGAUGAAGAAAGAAUUCUUGCAUUAGAAGAUUGUCAAAGUACAUACUUGAGGUUUCAUGAACAGGCAGUUCGUGAACUAGAGAUGAAAAUUAAAACGCAAUAUGAAAGUAUUGCACAAAACCUGAAAGGUGAAAUUAGCAGACUUUCAGAUGAAUUGAAUAAUACAAAGGAGUUGUAUAUCAAGGUGUGUCAGGAAAAAGAUGGGCUUGAGCUUGAACUUGAAAAGGCAGAGGCAGAAAAAUCUGAGUCAAGAGAUCAGGGUGGUGACUCGGACAAACUGAAAUCGAAAAAUAAGGUUGUGGAGACCCCUGAUUCCCAUGUUACAGACAAUUCUGGAAAAUGGUACAGAAAACAACCUUUCACUAUGUAUAAGAAGACAAUAGAAGAUCUUGAAACAGAAUUGGCAAAUUUGAAAGAACGAUACAGUGAAGACAACAAAAAGAUGGUAAUAGAGAAAGAAAAUCUAAAUAUGAAAUACAAAAAGCAAGUAGAAGAAAUACAAACUAUCAGGCAGGAGUCACACAAGUCUGUGGAAGAUUUACAGAAAAAAUGUUUAGAAUUAGAGAAGUGUAAUGUUAACUUGGAAGACAAAUGUAGAAGACUAGAGGAAGAAAUAUUGAUGAUGAAGGAAAAUAACAGGGCAGAAGUUGAUCCAAGACAGCCUGAGGGUUGGCGCCUUAUAUUAGAGAGACAGCAAAAGCGGGUAGAUGAAGAAAAGGAAGAAAUGAAAAGACAGUACGAGACCCUCAUACAAGACCUACAAAACAAAUAUGCCAAGGCUGAAAGUUCAAAGUUAUUAGAAAAGAAAGUGAAAGAACAGGAGGAAGAAAUUAAAAUUCUAGAAAAUAAAGUGAAAGAUCAAGAAAAGAAUUUAAAGACAAUUAGUAAUGAACUGGAGAGAAUGAAGGAAAGGGAAAAGGAGGAAAAAGAAAAUGAGUGUGUGUUUGAGCAGGAGAUACACAGGUUAACAGACAUGGUGCAAAACCUGGAGAGCGAGUUGAAAGAAAAGCAAGAGGAAAAUGAAAAGGCAAAAGUUGCACGCACACAGUUUGUACAAGAUCUACAGGACGAAUUGGAAACAUUAAGGAAAAAGCUGCUGCAAGCUGAAGAGGAAGUUGGUACAUUGAGGCAGAUUCAAGACAAAUAUAAAUCACUAAAACAAAGGGUUACAAAGUAUCAUUCAGCAACAAAGCAGGAAAAUUCUUACUACAAAGAGGAAAUGGAUCGACUUGCCAGAGAAUAUGCGUCUGCCAAGCAAACAUUGCUGGACCGUGUCAGGGUGUACAUUGAGGAAAUUAAGCUAAAAUGCAUAUUCUGCAUAGACUCUAUAAUAUCUUCCCUUAGAGGCCUAGAAAAUAUGCAUUAUUCAUUAGAUGCCACUCUCUUAGAAUUAGAGGAGUUGGCCAAGGAACUUAAGGAUUUUACUCUACAGUUAAAGUGAGAUUGCAUUUGGAA
Molecule: messenger RNA, 4054 nt
Organism: Procambarus clarkii (red swamp crayfish)
Lineage: Eukaryota; Metazoa; Arthropoda; Malacostraca; Decapoda; Cambaridae
Source: RefSeq, a predicted model, not a curated record